This is a messenger RNA of Rana temporaria (common frog), 2524 nucleotides long. Its product is annotated as extracellular calcium-sensing receptor-like. Gene Ontology annotation, biological process: G protein-coupled receptor signaling pathway. The transcript is spliced from 6 exons. NCBI's taxonomy places the organism in Eukaryota, Metazoa, Chordata, Amphibia, Anura, Ranidae. Bases 1 to 2505 code for a protein of 834 amino acids. The record is from RefSeq and is a predicted model, not a curated record. Gene Ontology annotation, molecular function: G protein-coupled receptor activity. Gene Ontology annotation, cellular component: membrane.
AUGACAGGGAUAUUUGAAGAAGGGGAUGUCAAUAUUGGUGCGGUAUUAAAUAUUCAUACCGACAAGAAAUACCCCAGUAUGUUGUUCAAUCAGAAACCAGGACCAACCAUCUGCCAAAAUAUUCGCCUGGAUAUAUUUUUACAACUACAGAGCUUAAGAUACACAGUGAAAGAGAUAAAUGACGAUCCCAGAAUCCUCCCCAACAUUACCCUUGGUUUCCAAUUUCAUGAUUCCUGUCGGGUCAUACAGAAGGAGCUGGAGGGCACCUUGUGGAUAUUGUCUGGGCAAAGCAAAGCAAUACCCAACUUUAAGUGCCAAAAUAAGGAGCGGCUGGCUGCCAUCAUUGGACACUCAACCUCUACGUCCUCCAUCCUCAUGGCUCACAUACUAGGCCUGAGCAGGCAUCCUCAAAUCAGUCACGUUUCAACUAGUUAUCUUCUGAGUGAUAGAACAAAGUUUCCAUCUUUUUUACGAACGGUGCCCAGUGAUGUAUUUCAGUCACAAGGACUGGCCCAGCUUGUAUUGCAUUUUGGAUGGACAUGGGUUGGUCUGAUUGCUGAGGAUAACGACUAUGGAUUUCAUGGCAUUAGGAUCCUUCAACAAAAUAUCCUCAAAUUUGGUAUAUGUGUGGAGUUUAUUGUCUAUAUUCAGAACAGCCGUCCAGAUUAUAACAUCCCUCACAUCAUUGAGACUGUCAAAAAAUCGACGGCCAAAGUUGUGAUCGUAUACUCCACUGAUGCUGGGUUGUUAAUUUUAUUUGAUGAACUAAUCAAGCAAAAUGUUACAGGAAAGACUUGGGUAGCCAGCGAAGCAUGGUCUACAUCUUUAAACUUACUAAAUGAAAGGUACUGGAAGAUUCUUUUAGGUACUGUAGGUUUUGCCUUUCACAGUGACUAUAGUGAAGGAUUUCGUAAAUUUGUUGAUGAAAUUAAGUUAUUUAAAGGAUCAGUAGACCCAUGGGACAAUACGUUCUUAGAAGACAAUGUUGGUUGUGCAUUCAAAGAAUUCCAAAAUUUCUCAUUCCAAGGAGAACUGCCCACAAAAGCCUGUGCACUAGAAGAUAGAGUGGAAAACUUUAGAGUUGGAUUAAGUAUUGUAACCAAACCAAGAAGCAUGUACUCCAUGUAUUGUGCUGUGAAGGUAAUAGCUCAGGCUUUACAUGACCUUUCUACGUGUAAAAAAGGAAAUGGACCCUUUAUCAAUAGAAGCUGCUCAGAACUCUGGAACUUCAGACCAUGGCAGAUGCUACACUACAUGAAGAAAGUUCGGGUGAACCUGAGCAACGGAAAUGAACUGUUCUUUAAUGAUAAUGGGGACCCUCCUCCUGUGUAUGACAUUGUUAACUGGCAACAAGACCAGGAUGGAGCUGUAAGACAAGUAAAAGUGGGAAGUUAUAAACGUACAUCUGUUGAUGAGCACGCACUCAUAAUCAACACAAGUACUUUGCAAUGGUCUUCAGGUAGUCCAGUGGUUCCAGUUUCAAUUUGCAGUGAGAAGUGCCCAUCUGGUUCCAAGACAGCUUCUAUUAAAGGAGAACCAAGUUGCUGUUUCCAGUGUACCCCCUGUUCACAUGGAGAGUUUUCCAAUAAGACCAAUUCUGCUGAAUGCUCUAAAUGUUUAUGGAAUGAAUGGCCAAGUCAGGAAAAAGACAGAUGCUUGCCAAAACACAUUGACUAUCUCAAGUUUGAAGAGCCAUUGGGGAUAACGUUAACAUGUACCAGUGUUACAUCAUCCUUUGUCCCUUUAGCCAUUUUAUGGCUUUUUAUUCAUUAUAAAGCUACUCCCAUAGUGCGUGCCAACAAUUUUAACAUCAGCUGUCUGCUUCUGAUCUGCCUUUCCCUUUGCUUCUUGUGCUCUUUGGCAUUCAUUGGUUAUCCUCAACGUCAAAAGUGUCUAUUACGUCAGGUAGCCUUUGGGAUGGUCUUUGCCCUUUGUGUAUCGUGUAUACUGGCCAAAACCAUAAUGGUUAUGAUUGCAUUUAGAGCCACCAAACCAAACAGUUAUUUUAGUAAAUUUGCUAGUCCACAUGUUUCCUAUAAAGUAAUCAGUUUGGGAACUUUUUUACAGUCUCUUAUUUGUACCUUUUGGCUUUUAUUCUUCCCACCAUACCCUCAGUACAACAAUAACGUCACACCUGAAAUUCUCAUUCUUGAAUGCAAUGAGGGAUCAAUGGUUGCUUUUUUGUGUACUUUGGGCUAUCUUACUCUUUUAGCUACAUUUAGUUUUCUAGUUGCUUUCCUGGUUAGGCAGCUCCCGGAUAGCUUUAAUGAAGCUCAAUUUAUUACCUUCAGCAUGCUGGCUUUCCUAAGUGUUUGGCUGACCUUCAUAGCAAGCCACCUUUCCAUUAGCACCAAGUACACAGUGGCCUUGGAAAUUUUUGCUAUCCUAUCCUCUACCUGGGCUAUGCUUGGCUGCAUGUUUGUUCCAAAAUGCUAUAUAAUUUUACUCCAUCCCAAAAUAAACUCCAAAAAAUAUCUCAUUAAGAGAUUUGGCAACAGGAAAUAAAAUGCAGAGAUUAUCUUAC